Molecule: messenger RNA, 1209 nt
Organism: Zootoca vivipara (common lizard)
Lineage: Eukaryota; Metazoa; Chordata; Lepidosauria; Squamata; Lacertidae
Source: RefSeq, a predicted model, not a curated record
AUGGCCAGCACCAAGGAGAAGGAGGAGGCAUUCCUGACACAGCCAGGCCAGAGGACGAUGGUCUUGCAAGUCAAAGAGGAGAACUGCAGCUUGGUGUGUAAAAGGAGAGAGAUCAAGACGGAGAAUUCCCACCAAGGGGAAGCUGUGCCAGAGGGAAUGUCCCAGGGGAACGUUCCUUUUUUAGCUGAGAUUGCAGAGCAAAAGGGUGAGUCCAAAGGAGACCAGGAAACAAAUGAAUUCAGCAAUCUCCCAGAAGUUCCCUUUAGUGAAAACACAACACAGUUUGGAGUGGAAAAGCCCUUCUCCAAUCAUGGGAGGAACAACCAGGACAGUUUGGGUCUGGGCACGCUAAAUGCCGAAGAAGGUCCUUAUGAAUGCCCCGUGCGUGGGGAGAGCUUCCAGCGAGGAUCUGCCCUGGCUGAACACCAGAGGAGGCACAUGCAAGAGGAAGCAUACAAAUGGUCUGAGGGCGAGAAGCCCUUUCCCCAGCGAGAGAUCUGGUGCGGCAUCGAAGGAUCCACACCGAAGAGAAACCGCACAAGUGCUCCCACUGUGGGAAAAGCUUCAGCCAGAGGACCAACGGUGAGUCACCUGCGAAUCCACACCGGAGAGAGGCCGUAUCAAUGCUCCCAGUGCGGAAAAGGCUUCCGGUGGCAACUCCAUUUGAAGAGGCACCAGAAGAUCCACACGGGAGAGAAGCCUCACGAAUGCUCGGAGUGCGGGAAAAGCUUUUCCCGGAGAGAUACGUUACUCAAUCACCGGAGGACCCACACAGGGGAGAAGCCGUACGAGUGCCCUGAUUGUGGGAGAAACUUCAACCACCCGUGCAACUUAAUUGAACAUCAGAAGACGCACACAGGGGAGAAACCGCACGAAUGUCCUGAGUGUGGAAAAAACUUCUCCCGGGAUACACUGAUCAAGCACCAGAGAACUCACACGGGAGAGAAGCCUUAUGAAUGCCGCGAGUGUGGGAAAAGUUUCCAUCAUCCUUGUCGGUUGAUGGACCAUCAGAAGAUCCACACAGGAGAGAAGCCUCACAAAUGCCCUGAGUGCGGGAAGAACUUUUCUCGGCGAGAUACGCUGAUCAAACACCAAAGGACCCACGUGGAGGAGAAGCCUUAUGAAUGCCCCGAGUGUGGAAAAAGCUUCAUUCAGAAGAAGGCAUUCAUCAGACAUCAGAUAAUUCAUUUAGGGAAUACGUCCAGCUAA